AUGGGAAGAAGGAGACCAGAGCUGCGUGGCUCCUGCGCCCACCGGCACCUGUCGCAGCCUAGCCCUCUGCAGCCGGCACCGCUCUCUGCUGCGAGAGAGAUCACCCAUGCGGCAUCAGCUGUCCCGUCCUGUGCUCCCUCUGCACCACCGGUGCUGCAGCGGCUCCUGCUGACAGAGAGAGAGAGAGAGAUCGCUCGUAUUGCCAGCACGGCCUGUGUGACCAACUCUGCGUCGCUGCUGUUGCCCGCAUGCUCUGCCAAGGAUGGCCGUCCUGGCAUUGCACUGAUGACCCAUCGACAAUCCGGGUCGGCAUUACAAAAAGCCAGACUCUACAAGAGAGGCUUCUUCGAUUUUCACCUGUUGAUCCAUGGCUUGCGCGAGUCGAUGAACGACGUGUAUGGUUCUGUGCUUCUAGCGAGAGAGCAGGAGCAGAUUGCUUCAUCAGAGAUGCCAUGGCAGACUCAGGGAGGGCUGUUCCCAGCCCGAGAGCAGGAAGAGCAGCUCAGGCAGCAGGUGGAAGAGCCACAGGAAAAUGGCCAGAACAUCAAGGCAGAGCCACAAGCAGAACUGCCCGAAGCACAGAAUGACAUCAUGGACGUGAAGAAAAAGAGCAAAGAAGACAUGGGAAGAAUUCAAGAGGAGAAUCUCCAUCAGCAGAGGGGCGAUCAACAAAACCAGUCUACCAAGGGACACAUGCAGGCAGAGCUGCAGGACUCUGAGGCUAGCAACAAGGCAAGGGAGAAGAAGCUGGAGGAAGAAAUUAAAAUCUUCAGAGAGAAACCUAAUCACCUCCCUCAGGCUCUAGAAGUGGCCAUCAAGAAAAUAAAUCUAAAAGGACUGAGGAAGAAGCAACUAACCCUUAAUGAAAUCAUGAUUAUGAAGAGAUACAGGAGUCUCAGUGUUGUGAAUUAUUUAGACAGCUACCUUCUGGGUGAGGAACUCUGGCUAGUUAUGGAGUACAUGGAUGGAGGCGCCCUGAGUGAUGUCAUUAGCAAGACCUACCUCUCUGAAGUUGAGAUGGCAGCCAUCUCGAGGGAGUGCCUGCGAGGGCUGGAUUUUCUUCAUUCAAACUACGUGAUCCACCGAGAUGUGAAGAGCGGCAACAUCCUUCUCAGAAGCGACGGUUCUGUCAAGCUGGGUGAUUUUGGCCUCUCUACUCAGCUCACCCCUGAGAAGAAUAGAAAGAGCGUGAUUGCCGGGACUAUCUGGUGGAUGGCGCCUGAAAUGGUGAAGGAUCAACCAUAUGGCCCCAAAGUAGACAUAUGGUCUUUUGGAAUUGUGGGGAUUGAAAUGGUAGAUCAAGAACCUCCUUACUGCAAUGAAAGUCCGGCCUCGGCUAAACAACUGAUAGCCACAGUAGGAGCCCCAAAGCUGCGACAGGCCAAGCACCUCUCGCCUUGCCUGUGUGAUUUCCUGAGCUGCUGCCUGCAGACAGAUGAGCAGAAGCGCUGGUCUGCCAGGGAGCUCCUGCAGGCCGUGCUGGGGGCCGGACCCCUCGUCUUCGGGAAGCGCCGGAGCCUCGGAGACGAGCGGCUGCUGCUGCGGCCGGCAGGGGAGAGCUGCGGCUGCGGCCCCGGACACGGCCGAGGGCUGCCCGGCAGCUCCGUGCCGCUCCGCAGCGGCCGGGCCUACACCGGAGGCAGCACAUUGCGGCCGGCUCGGAAAAGCCCUGCCCGCAAAGCGCCCGCCACCGCCUCGGCCUCAGGGCACAGGCUGCCGGCGUCCUCGCAGCUGCGAGCCGGCCCGCGCCGCCUGCCGGCCUUGGCCACAGCUCCCGCCCGUGUCUCCAUGGCCGCGGCUGCUCGGCACAGCGGGCUGAGCACAGCCAGCGCCAGCAGCAGCUCCUCACGGGCCCAGGCUCCUGGUGCUCCCAGUCCGCCCAACCCCAAAUUCCAGCCCUGA
Molecule: messenger RNA, 1902 nt
Organism: Zonotrichia leucophrys gambelii
Lineage: Eukaryota; Metazoa; Chordata; Aves; Passeriformes; Passerellidae
Product: serine/threonine-protein kinase PAK 3-like
Exons: 14
Coding region: 1-1902 (633 amino acids)
Biological process (GO): intracellular signal transduction; regulation of MAPK cascade; protein phosphorylation
Cellular component (GO): cytoplasm
Molecular function (GO): protein serine/threonine kinase activity; ATP binding
Source: RefSeq, a predicted model, not a curated record